Molecule: messenger RNA, 909 nt
Organism: Alternaria arborescens
Lineage: Eukaryota; Fungi; Ascomycota; Dothideomycetes; Pleosporales; Pleosporaceae
Exons: 4
Coding region: 1-909 (302 amino acids)
Molecular function (GO): oxidoreductase activity
Source: RefSeq, a predicted model, not a curated record
AUGCGAUUCAUCUUCCUACUUGCCCUUGCUGGCAGCACCAUCGCGGCAAAAGCACCCGAAACUGAUGCCCUAGCUAAACACGGGCUCGACCAGCUAUGGCUUGACGUCGCCAAACAUCCCAAUAGCUACUCGACGAAAUGUACCAAACGAACAGUGGCUCGACGUCGCGAAUGGUCCAAACUCAAGCGUUCAGAGAAACUGAAUUACAUUGACGCUGUUCAGUGUACUGGGCAAAAGAAGGCCAGAACUCCGGCUGCUAUCGCUGCGGGAGCUAAGAGUCGUUAUGAUGAUUUCGUUGUUACUCAUAUCUUACUAACGCAAUAUACACACGGAAAUGUCUAUAAGGGCAACUUUCUGUCGUGGCACCGCUACUUCAUGUGGGCGUGGGAACAAACUCUGCGCAACGAAUGCGGGUACAAGGGCUAUCUCCCCUACUACAACUGGGCCUUGUGGGCUGAUAACCCUGCUGCUUCUCCUCUCCUCGAUGGCAGCGACACGAGCAUCUCGGGAGAUGGAGAGUACGUUCCGGGACGCAAUGUCAGCUGCGUGCCUAACCCAGGCCGAUGCUUUGUAGAAAUUCCUCCUGGUAACGGAGGUGGGUGCGUCGCUUCUGGACCCUUCAAGAACUGGAAGAUGCAUGUCGGACCUAUCUCGUCUCUUGACACUACUGUACAGCCAAAUCCAUCCCCUGAUGGUCUUGGCUACAACCCCAGGUGCAUCAAGCGAGACAUCAACACCCGCUCAUCAUCCGAGACCACCGAUGCCAACGUCGCCGGACUAAUCACAGGCAGUGCCAAUAUCUCCGCUUUCCAAAACACGCUUCAGAACCCUUCUCCAGGAAUACUCCGUGUUCAUCUUGGUGGUCAUCAAACAAUCGGUGGCGAUGCUGGUAGCGAUUUCUAUAAGUGA